This is a messenger RNA of Eublepharis macularius, 1679 nucleotides long. RefSeq names its product myb/SANT-like DNA-binding domain-containing protein 7. The transcript has 5 exons. Lineage: Eukaryota; Metazoa; Chordata; Lepidosauria; Squamata; Eublepharidae. Bases 397 to 1542 code for a protein of 381 amino acids. The record is from RefSeq and is a predicted model, not a curated record.
UAUUUUUAAAAAAAAAUAAUAAUGUCGGUUAGUGAUGAUGAAGUUAGAAUAUUCAGAGUUUUUCUCCGAUAAAAUGAAGGGGCUUUUUGGUUUUUUCCUCUUCACAUCUUUAUAGUUAACGUCUCUGCGUGGAGGGAAAGCACUUUUUUUUUAGCUCCCACUGAAUCUGAUAGAGCUUACUCCCAGAAAAUGGUGGAGAUGUAGGGAAGCCUCAUUACAGAGAAUCGUGUUGUCAUACUAACCAGCCUCUCUGACCCAGAACAUGACCACGUAAUCUGAAGCACCCAGUCACAACACUGUUCAUCUGGGCGGCAAAGUUUGAACAUUUUGAACUGACACAGUACCACUAUUUUCUGCUACACCAUUUUCUGCUACAACUAGUGAGAACCUCCAGCGAUGUCUGCCCAAACCAAAUCUGUUGGUGGCCGAGGUGUUUCCUGGCGAGAGAGGGAGACAUUGGAUCUGCUAGAAUUAUGGGGAGAGGAAAAGGUUCAAGAGGCACUCGCAGUGUCACAUCGGAACAUUGAUAUAUUUGAGAAAAUAGCGGAGCAGAUGGUUGCCAGGGGACAUAGCAGAACGGCACAGGAAUGCAGGACAAAAACUAAGGCUCUGCGUCAGGAGUACAAGCGGGUAGUCGCACACAACAGCCACUCUGGGAACUCUCCUGUGUCAUGUCCCUUUUACCAUCAGUUGCACCAGAUUCUGAGAGGGGAUGCUAACAUCAGACCUCGGAGAAUGGCCAGAAGCCUUUCCUUCCUCACGAUGGAAGUAGAUCCUGGACAAUCUGAAAAUGUAAUGGAGGGAUCCGAGGAGGUCUUCAGUAAUGAGGUUGUGACUAUCAAAUUAGAGGAUAUUGGUUCAUCUACCCCUUCUGAUUUAGCUUCCUCCCCAGAGGAUCAUUCUAGUGACUUGCAUAGCGCACCAGAGUCUGGUCAAUUUGUGGAGGACCACAGAAAUAGAGAGAGCAUUGAGAGUGAAGAAUGUUCUCAGCCUCCAUGCCCAGAAGGAAUGGAUGAUAGACAAGAACUAAUUCCAGCUAACUAUGAACCGACAGCAAACACAACCAUUUCUCCAGAAAAUGGACAGGAAAUAAAUGUUCCAGAACUGUCACCUGCAAUACGUUUAGCCAAUGCCAGGAACAGGAAGCGGCGUGUUGCGCUGCUCUCGGAGGUUGCGGAGCGCAUGCUUACGCAGUGCUCCACAGAGGAACGUGAGGCAAACCGAAGACACAAGGAGACAUUGGAUGAGGAGCGAAGAUGGCGCAGGGAGCUGAUGGAGGAGGAAAGACGCCGCCACAACCAGUUGAUUGAGGAGGCAAGGCAAGACCGCCAGGUCUUUAAGGAUGUCAUGUCCCAAAACAUGACAGUUAUGCUGUCUGCCGUCCAAGCACUUAACAACCUCACACAAAUGAUUGCAGAGAAGCAGAAAGAACAACAGUCCCAAUCACAAACUGCUGCAACCCUUCCACCAGUCCAGGAAGCUCUGUCUUCCCAUGAACCCCAUCAGAAAUGUCCCUGUGCUGGUAGAAAAAACACCAGAUGACCACUGUUCUAAAUAAUGAACGCGAUUUGUUGUUUUCCUGUGCUUUGCUAGCAGCAUUUUUGGAGAGUUGUGGGGGGGAAAUUGAAUGCUAAGGAAUGGAUUCUCAGAGUUGUUACUAAUAAAGAGUCAAAGGUUAA